Messenger RNA from Acanthocheilonema viteae, 561 nucleotides. The record is from the annotation of a GenBank genome assembly. NCBI's taxonomy places the organism in Eukaryota, Metazoa, Nematoda, Chromadorea, Rhabditida, Onchocercidae.
AUGACGAGUUGGAUAUCUGAGGGAGAAGUUGGUGAUGGCAGGAACGAUUCGUCGUGGAUGAUGUAUCCGAUGGUUCUUCACUUCAGCAAGCACGAAUACAUCUUGGUUAAUUUUUGGAAGAUUGGAACAGCUCUUGGUCUGUCCACAUCUGUCCUUAUUGUUUUCUUAUUAAGCAUCUUAUAUGAAGCAGUUAAAGCUCUUCGCUUAUAUUUUGCUCGAAAUCGUGCUGUUGAAAAAUGGAAUCAACGUAUCCAAUCAAACAUUGUCGUUCGAGAAUCGUCGGAACAUGCUGACAGCGUGAGUACCGAAAUGAACUCAUAUUCACCUAUUUUCAGAUUUAGGGGACUUCGAGCACUGAAACAGCUGUUGACGUUUUAUCGAAUAGUUCAGUCAUCUUUGUACUUUACACAAAUACUUUUGGCUUACAUCUUAAUGCUUAUCGCGAUGACUUUUAAUGUUUGGAUAAUACUUGGAAUUGUAGCCGGCGAAGCGAUUGGUUAUUUUCUUUUUUCCGAAGAACUGACUUCUGAUGAAAACGUUGGAGCAAAUUUUUGUUGUUAG